This is a messenger RNA of Glycine soja, 2630 nucleotides long. RefSeq names its product cation/calcium exchanger 2-like. Gene Ontology annotation, molecular function: monoatomic cation transmembrane transporter activity. The transcript has a single exon. The record is from RefSeq and is a predicted model, not a curated record. Gene Ontology annotation, cellular component: membrane. Gene Ontology annotation, biological process: transmembrane transport; monoatomic cation transport. NCBI's taxonomy places the organism in Eukaryota, Viridiplantae, Streptophyta, Magnoliopsida, Fabales, Fabaceae. Bases 598 to 2325 code for a protein of 575 amino acids.
AACUUCUUCGUAGAGAUAGGAACACACCCUUACUCGUUGGAUCUCCCAUUCUCUGUACACUCCCCUCAGUACGACAAUCACCAGGAAUGCAACUUCUGUUACCACGACACGUGUGUUCCCUUCCAUUGCUUUUGCUUUUGCUUUUCAUCAUGAUUCUGAAACCGAACCUUCGAAUAACCAAAAACUAGACUCCAGACAACACAACAACACAAGACGUGUGUGGCAGCGACUCAUGCUAUUCGUUUUUUUUUCAUCUCAUCUCAAUGCUAUUUCUAUUUCCCACUUUUUCCUACAAAAAUCAAUUGCUCAGCCUCUCAUAAGUUCUCUCUUUCUCUUUCCUAAUCUCUUGCACAAACCAGACACCAAUUUCACAUAAAGAAAGUGUAUUUAAGCAAAAAAAAAAAAUUGAGUUUGAGGUCAGUACUCAGUACCCUUUUUUUUGUUAUACUUGUUUAUUUAUUUUAUUUUUCUUGAUACCAUCAAAUCUUGGAUUUUUAGUACCCCAAUUGGGUUUUAUACUUUUCUUCACCACCAAGUUUCAAUCUUUCCAUGAUCAUGAAAUUGGGUUUUGUUUUAUAAUAACAAUAAUCUCUCAACAUGCCCUCCACCAUGGUUUCUCUCUCCAAACGCAUGGGGUUCACCUUGUUCUUGAACACCUCCUUCCUCGUGAUUGUGUUUUGUGUUUCUCUUAUUGUUCCCUUCCACUCUUCAUCAGAACACGUUGUUCUGAGGAGCAACAGGGUUGGUUUGAGGGGUGAAGAACAAGAUUGCAAGAGUUUCCACAGUUUGGAGGACUCCAAAGCCAAGUGCUUGUACUUGAAAUCCAAUGAUCCAUGUGUCUCUCAGGGCUAUGUUGACUACCUUUACCUUUUCUAUUGCAAAUUUGGGGGUUUCCCUCUGUUGGGUCACUCUCUUUUGUUUCUUUGGCUUUUGGUUCUGUUCUAUUUGUUGGCCAACACUGCCUCUGAGUACUUUUGUCCUUCUCUUGACAACUUGUCCAAAUUGCUGAGGCUCUCUCCCACAAUUGCUGGGGUGACCCUUCUCUCUCUUGGAAAUGGUGCUUGUGAUGUUUUUGCCACCCUUGUCUCUUUCAAGGGUAGUGGGACCCGUGACAUUGGCUUCAACACUGUGCUUGGGGGUGCUUCCUUUGUGUCCUGUGUGGUGGUUGGAAUAGUGAGCAUUGCAAUAAGGCAUAGGGGGAUCCGGGUUAAGAAGUGGGACUUGGUGAGAGAUGUUUGUUUCCUCCUCUUGGUUCUUCUGUGCUUGUUAACCAUUUUGAUUGCUGGUGAGAUUAAUGUUCCUGGGGCAAUUGGGUUUUGCUUGAUGUAUGCGGUGUAUGUGGUUGUUGUUUAUGUCUUGUCUACCCGAGGGAACAAGGGUGUGUGUGGAGAUGCUGAUGGUGAAAUUGGUUGUGAUUUAUCUGUUCCUAUGCUCAGUGGGAUGGAGAAAGGACUUGUAAAUGGAGCUCAGGAAUGUAACAUGAAAAUUGAGAGGAAACGUUGUUGUUUACAAUCUUCAAUGUGUAGUAUGUUACUCUUUGUCUUGGAGAUGCCACUUUACUUGCCUAGGAGAUUGACAAUUCCUGGUGUUUGUGAAGAGAGAUGGUCCAAAGUUUAUGCAGUUUGUUCAGCUAUGCUAGCACCACUUCUCUUGUCUUUCUUGUGGAUACCUAAUCAUCUAAACGGCUUCAACAGCAUUAUUGUUUAUGGAAUUGGAUUGUUGAUUGGGAUUAUAUUAGGGGUUAUUGCAUUUUUCACAACCAAUGUGUCAAACCCUCCAAGGAAGUACUUGCUUCCUUGGCUUGCAGGAGGGUUUGUGAUGAGUGUGACUUGGAGCUACAUUUCAGCUCAGGAAUUGGUGGGAUUGUUGGUUUCACUUGGUUACAUAUGUGGAGUUAGUCCUUCAAUACUCGGGCUAACAGUUCUUGCUUGGGGGAAUUCACUUGGGGAUUUGGUGACAAAUUUGACAAUGGCUUUGAAUGGUGGAUCAGAAGGUGCUCAAAUAGCAAUAUCAGGUUGUUAUGCUGGCCCUAUUUUCAACAUAGUAGUUGGAUUGGGCUUAUCUCUUGUGAGCUCUUCUUGGUCUGAGUACCCUUUAUCUGUUGUGAUCACUAGAGACCCAUAUCUGUGGGAAACAUUGGCACUUUUGGGGGUUGGAUUGGUUUGGGCACUUGUCGUGCUGAUUAGAAGAGACAUGAAGCUUGAUGCACUAUUGGGAGGAGGGCUUUUGGUUAUUUACUUCAUUUCUCUAUUCCUGAGGCUGAUUCAGACACUUGGUUCUCUCCAAUUUCAGCAUAUGUUGUUAGGCUUAUUCUUCAGCAGAUGAUAAUGAAUUGUGAAUUUCUCAUCAUAUUGGUAUAGCUAUUAGCCACUGACAUCACUUUCUGUGCAGGAGCUAUAUUGUGCAACCAUGAUAGGUAGGCCUAAAUUAGAUAGCGUUAGAACUUCCACUGCUAUUUGUACUUAGCUUUUCUUGGCUAAUGCCAUUUUUAAUACAUUAAGAUCACAAAAUUACAUCCAUACAUGUAUAGAGAGAAGAAGAUCAAGUUACUGUCUAAAGUCUCAAUAACUCUUGCUAAAGUUUUUUCCUCUUCUUUUUACAAAUAGAAUUUUAUUAAUUGAAUUGUUGGA